AAUUGAUGCUUAUAUGCCGCGUUAGUAUCUCUCUCUCUCUACAUUUCAAGCCAUUCAUUGACAUUGUAUACGAAAUAAAAAGCAAACUGACUAUUUUUCUCAAACAAUCAAAGUCAUUGUGUAGCGUUCCAGUGUUGAAAAUAAGUAUUAUUCGUAAAAAUUCUGCAGUAGCCCGUUCAAAAGUUCCAAUUAAAUUACCAUGUUGGACGAAGCUGAAUACGCAAGUGACACUGAUGAAAGUGACGACGACUACAAACCAGGUGUUGAUGGUUCGGAUGUAAGUGAGGUGGACUCAGACGGUGAACCAGAAAACGAUGUUGAAAAUCAACCAAAAGGGAAAAAACGUUCGGCGAAUGUAGAAGAAUCUUCGGUGGCUACAAAAAGAAAUAAACGCAUCGAAGAAGAGAUAAAAAGUACGGAAAAAGAUGAGCUUGAUGAUGACGAUGACGAUGAGAAUGAAGACGCGCUAUGGGCGAGUUUUUUGGGCAAUACCGGACAAAAAUCGGUCGUCAAAAGUGAAAAUAAAAAAUCGACUGAGCCAAGUAAACAGGUGACAUCCACUUCGAACGGCAAUUCCACACAGGCAAUAAAAAAAAUACCAAAACCACCAGUUCGGACCGAACAAAAAAAGGUGGUGACGGAAAUUUUUGAAUUUGCCGGCGAAAAAGUUGAAAUAAAAAAAAAAGUGAAGGUUACAGAUGAAAAACCAGUCGCUGACACAACGGCUGAUUCAAAGAAAGUAGCCGCGAAACCAGGACCGUCAUUACCAUUUGGCCGAUCUCGGGGUAGUGGCGGCGGUGGUGCUGGUGGCAGCAGCGGACUCUCAUCACUCUUGGGACAAAUUGGAAAAAAGAAUAAACUUAGUGUGUUAGAAAAGUCGAAAUUAGACUGGAAUGGCUUCAAACAAACAGAAGGCAUAGACGAAGAAUUGCAAACACAUAAUAAAGGACGUGAUGGCUAUUUGGAGCGACAAGAUUUUCUACAGCGCACCGAUCUGCGACAAUUUGAAAUUGAGAAAAACUUGCGAGCCGUAACUCGCAAAAAAUUAUAAAUUCACAGUUUAUUUUAAGAAUUUGAUUUGAUUCCGAUUUAUUUUCAUCUUUAAACACCAAUAGAAACAGUAUUUUUUCAUGGACACACACACUCAGUACAGGAUUUUUCUCUCUCUUCUAUUGGAAACAUAUUCUGACUUACAAUAUAUUUAAAGAAAAAAAUAAAUCAAAUAAAUGGUAUCCAAUUGUUUAUUUUAAGGAA
Messenger RNA from Contarinia nasturtii (swede midge), 1254 nucleotides. RefSeq names its product craniofacial development protein 1 (gene Yeti). Bases 200 to 1051 code for a protein of 283 amino acids. The transcript has 2 exons. NCBI's taxonomy places the organism in Eukaryota, Metazoa, Arthropoda, Insecta, Diptera, Cecidomyiidae. The record is from RefSeq and is a predicted model, not a curated record.